Messenger RNA from Phragmites australis (common reed), 1492 nucleotides. RefSeq names its product chloroplast stem-loop binding protein of 41 kDa a, chloroplastic-like. The transcript has 6 exons. Gene Ontology annotation, biological process: rRNA processing. Gene Ontology annotation, molecular function: RNA binding. Bases 87 to 1280 code for a protein of 397 amino acids. Lineage: Eukaryota; Viridiplantae; Streptophyta; Magnoliopsida; Poales; Poaceae. Gene Ontology annotation, cellular component: cytosol. The record is from RefSeq and is a predicted model, not a curated record.
AACAGCCUCACACCUCGCAAAUCUCCUCUAUCCCCGUGUCCACCACUCAUCACUGGCCCCUCUCAUCUCCUCCUUCUCCGCCACCAAUGGCCUUGUCUGUUGCCACCGCCGCGGCCUCCACGAGCACCACCUUUGCGUCCGGCCGUCGCUCGACCUACUCUCAGCGGCUGCCCUCGCAGUCGCUGUCGUCGUCGUCCUUCCCGAGCGCGUUACCGCGUGGCUGUGCUGCGAGGAGGCGAGCGGCGCCGGCGUCCCGGGCCGCCAUCACGGUUCGCGCGCAGGCCAAGAAGAGCGUGCUGAUCGUGAACACCAACAGCGGCGGACAUGCCGUCAUCGGAUUCUACUUCGCCAAGGAGCUGCUCGCCGCCGGGCACGCCGUCACCGUGCUCACCGUCGGGGACGAGGGCUCCGACAAGAUGAAGAAGCCGCCGUUCUCCCGCUUCUCGGAGCUGACGAGCGCCGGGGGCAAGACGGUGUGGGGUGACCCGGCGGACAUCGGUGCAGCCGUCGGUGGUGCGUCGUUCGACGCCGUGCUCGACAACAACGGCAAGGACCUCGACGCUGUCAAGCCGGUGGCGGACUGGGCGAUGUCGGCCGGCGUGGGGCAGUUCCUGUUCAUCAGCAGCGCUGGUAUCUAUAAGCCGACGGACGAGCCACCGCACGUCGAGGGGGACGCCGUGAAGGAGAGCGCCGGGCACGUCGGCGUGGAGAAGUACAUAGCCGAGCAGUUCAGCAGCUGGGCGUCGUUCCGGCCGCAGUACAUGAUCGGCUCCGGCAACAACAAGGACUGCGAGGAGUGGUUCUUCGACAGGAUCGUGCGGAAGAGGCCGGUGCCGAUCCCGGGAAACGGGAUGCAGCUGACCAACAUCGCCCACGUCCGGGACCUCUCCAGCAUGCUGGCGCUCGCCGUCGAGAACCCCGGAGCGGCGGCCGGCAAGAUCUUCAACUGCGUCAGCGACCGCGCCGUGACGCUGGACGGCAUGGCAAGGCUGUGCGCCGCUGCCGCGGGCGCCGACUUGGAGAUCGUCCACUACGACCCCGCCGCCGUCGGCGUCGAGGCAAAGAAGGCCUUCCCCUUCCGCAACAUGCAUUUCUACUCGGAGCCGAGGGCGGCGAAGGAGGUGCUGGGGUGGACGAGCACGACGAACCUGCCAGAGGACCUCAAGGAGCGGUACGCCGAGUACGCGAGCAGCGGCCGGGGCGAGAAGGCUAUGACCUUCGACCUCGACGACAAGGUCCUCGCCGCCUUGGGGAAGGCGCCGGCGAGCGUCAGUGUAUAAGCAGGCAGUGCCAGCGAGUCAGCCAUGCAUCAACGACCCCCUUGACGCCGGAAAGCCAAUUUUUUUUGUGGAUACACUGACUGCCCAUCCUGGCACGUUGCAAAGGAAAGGACAAAUAAGAGCGAAUUUUUCUAGUGCAAAUAAAUGAGUGCAAAAACUGUUAUACAUGCAACUCUGAUCCAGUGCAAAUAAAGAUCGUGAUUAGUUGCUCA